Messenger RNA from Aplosporella prunicola CBS 121167, 390 nucleotides. RefSeq lists its product as uncharacterized. Lineage: Eukaryota; Fungi; Ascomycota; Dothideomycetes; Botryosphaeriales; Aplosporellaceae. The transcript has 3 exons. Bases 1 to 390 code for a protein of 129 amino acids. The record is from RefSeq and is a predicted model, not a curated record.
AUGAAGUUCAGUGUUAUUGUCGGUUCAUUUGUCUUCGCUGUCGCUCAAGUGAAAGUUGCGGCACAGGGCAUCCCGUUGCGAGCUUCUUCCACAAUUCACAUAAAUCUAUCACCUACCUCGGACGAGAAUGCCGUCAAAGUCAACCAAGGAUUUAUAGGAUUUGGGAUCGAAAUGAGAAGCUUCCCACACUACGCUGGCCAAGAGAAUCCAAACCAGUUUUCGAACAACCUUCUCAAGGCAAUAUCAGAUCGAACGGCCAAAGCCCUACUGUUUUUACCGGAAACUCUACAGUCUGUCACCUCCACACAAACGGCACAAUUGGAACGCCUUGGCUCCAUGGAUUCAAAAAUUUCAAAGCGCCAGUUCGGUAUACUGUUCAAGUUCCUUUAG